CACAUGCAUACAGGCUCAGCUGUUUGUCUUAGAUGAGGGUUCAGCCCGUGAAGCAGACAUAGAUCUAGGAAAUGGAGUAGUCUGACAGAUUUAAGCCUCCAAGGGAGAAAACACACAGUGAGCACUAAAAGAUGGAUAGACAGAGGAUUCUACAGUGUGUCUGCUAUCGGAGUGAAAUGGGUCCAACAUCUAAUUCUCAUCAUGGCAGCAGAGAGCCCAGAGACAGAUGGUCCCAGAUCCUUCAUGCCUGCUGAGCUCCAGCAUCCCCACUCUAAGUAUUCUCAGUGGAAGUUUAAGCUGUUUAGGGUGAAAUCUAUGGAGAAGGCACCUCUGCCGAGUGAGACACAGACCGAGAUUGGAGCUUCAUUAGGGAACUCACCUCCUACCGCUCCAAAUAUAGAAGCAGAUCAUGGAGGGGGACUGGCGAGUGUUAUGAAAUUGUGCCUUGGGGGAAAAAGCAAAGAAAAUGUGGAGGGCGCUGGCAAGAGAGUCGAUAUGAAACUGCAGGAAAUGGACACCCACAUGAACCAUCUCAGGUGCCUGUGCCGCAUCUGUGGAAUGGUCCUGAGGAAGGUCAAAGGACCCGUGCAUGAUGUCCAUGGUGAUCUGGACGACGCAAGCAAGUGUGUGCUCCGCAAAAUGGGCUGCAAGUUUACGAGCUGGCCAGACAUCCUUCUGAAAGUAUUCAAGGUGGAUGUGACGGAGGACGCAGAAUCCAUCCACCCUCUUUCCUUCUGCCAUCGCUGCUGGCUUGCCGCCAUACGAGGAGGAGGGGUCUGCAGCUUCACUAGAACAAAAGUCCCAGAGUGGAAGCCCCACGCCUCCCACUGCUACCUGUGCUCCCCCAAAAAGUCAUCAUUUCAAAGGACUGGAAGAAAGAGGAGGAAGGUUGUUCCUAAAGUCCAGAGUUUGGCCAAAAGAGCCAGGUGGGAUCACAGUGACACCAUUGCUGUCGGUGAGAAGCGAGCCCUUAGACCCUUUGGAGACCGCCACAGCCCUGUGCUGAGGGCCUGGAAAAAAAAUGUUAUCCAGAGAGAACAGUGGGUAAAGAAUAUCACACACUGCCAAAAUGACCACCUGAACACCAAACUGAUUGCAGAGAAGCUCCCUGCGGAUUUCAUCAUUUCUUUCACCUGCCUGGUGUGUGACCACCUGCUCUGUGAUCCAGUUCAGUCCCCCUGUGGGCAUCUCUUCUGCCGCAGCUGCAUUAUAAAAUUUACCCACGUUCUGGGACCCCACUGCCCUUCAUGCAACCUUUCUUGUGCCCCCGAUGAUCUCACCCCUCCUGCCAAAACCUUCUUAUCAACUCUCUACUCUCUGCCUCUGCUGUGUCCCUGUGAAGGUUGUGGUGAGCACGUGCAGCUAGGCUUGUUCAAGGCCCACUGUCUGAACCAUGAGUUGGAGCCGGGCACAAACAAACACUCAUCUCAUUUUCAAAGUUACCUGCUAACCAAUAAGGGAGGAAGACCCCGCCAGCACUUGCUCUCCUUAACCCGUCGUGCCCAGAAGCACCGACUGAAGGAUCUGAAGAGCCAGGUGAAGGUGUUUGCAGACAAAGAAGAAGGCGGUGAUCUGAAGUCUGUGUGCUUGACACUGUUUCUGCUCGCGCUGAGAUCUGGGAAUGAACACCGGCAGGCAGAUGAGCUGGAGGCCAUGAUGCAAGGCAGAGGCUUUGGAUUGAGUCCUGCCGUGUGCCUGGCUAUUCGGGUCAACACAUUCCUGAGCUGCAGCCAGUAUCAUAAGAUGUAUCGUACAGUCAAAGCUACAAGUGGCCGCCAGAUCUUUCAGCCCUUGCACACCCUUAGAGCUGCAGAAAAGGAACUCCUUCCUGGCUUUCACCAGUUUGAAUGGCAGCCAGCUCUCAAAAACGUGUCCGCAUCUUAUAAUGUCGGCAUCAUAAAUGGGCUGUCAGGAUGGACAUCUUCGUUAGAUGACUCCCCAGCCGACACCAUCACCCGGCGCUUUCGCUACGAUGUGGCUCUUGUUGCAGCACUGAAGGACCUUGAGGAGGACAUCAUGGAGGGUCUGAGAGACACUGGAAUGGAAGAUAGUGCUUGCACCUUGGGCUUUAGAGUCAUGAUCAAGGAGUGCUGCGAUGGCAUGGGUGAUGUUAGUGAAAAGCAUGGUGGAGGACCAGCUGUUCCUGAGAAGGCUGUCCGCUUCUCUUUCACUGUUAUGUCUGUCUCUAUCCAGGCUGAAGAUGAACAGGAGGAGGUCACAAUUUUUACAGAGCCAAAGCCCAAUUCUGAACUAUCCUGUAAGCCCCUUUGCCUUAUGUUUGUGGAUGAGUCAGACCACGAGACUCUCACUGCUGUUUUGGGGCCCAUAGUUGCAGAGCGAAAUGCGAUGAAAGAGAGCAGGCUCAUUCUAUCUAUGGGCGGCAUGCCACGCUCCUUUCGCUUCCACUUCAGGGGCACAGGGUAUGAUGAAAAGAUGGUGCGUGAAAUGGAGGGCCUGGAAGCAUCGGGAUCUACGUAUGUCUGUACUUUGUGUGACUCCAGUCGAGCAGAGGCUGCUCAAAACAUGGUGUUACACUCCAUCACCCGCAGCCAUGAUGAGAAUCUGGAACGUUAUGAAAUAUGGAGAUCCAACCCCUUUUCUGAGUCCGCAGAUGAGCUACGAGACAGAGUCAAAGGAGUCUCGGCCAAGCCCUUUCUGGAGACCCAGCCCACGCUAGAUGCACUGCACUGCGACAUAGGCAAUGCCACUGAAUUCUACAAAAUCUUCCAAGAUGAAAUUGGAGAAGUGUUUAAAAACCCCAACCCCAGCAGAGAGGAACGGCGCAGCUGGAGGGCGGCCUUGGAUAAACAGCUGAGGAAGAAGAUGAAGCUUAAGCCAGUGAUGAGGAUGAAUGGGAACUUUGCCCGAAGGUUAAUGACCAUGGAGGCUACCGAGGUGGUUUGCGAACUGGUGCCCUCAGAGGAGAGGAGAGAGGUGCUGAGGGAACUCAUGAGGCUCUACCUCCAGAUGAAACCUGUGUGGCGUGCCACCUGUCCAGCCAAGGAGUGCCCUGACCAGCUGUGCCGCUACAGUUUUAACUCCCAGCGCUUUGCCGACCUGCUCUCCGCUACCUUCAAGUACAGGUACAAUGGAAAAAUAACCAAUUACCUGCACAAGACCCUGGCCCACGUGCCUGAAAUCAUAGAGAGAGAUGGAUCUAUUGGAGCAUGGGCCAGCGAGGGGAACGAGUCGGCAAACAAACUGUUCAGGCGUUUCAGGAAGAUGAAUGCGCGUCAGUCCAAGGCCUUUGAGCUGGAAGACGUGCUAAAACACCACUGGCUCUACACCUCAAAGUACUUGCAGAAGUUUAUGGAGGCUCACAAAGACUCUGCUAAAGCUUUCCAGGCAACAAUAGAUCCAGAAGAGGUCCAGGAUGAUGAAGAUUUGACUCCAGAAAUAACCGGGUUUUGAUUUCUGUUAGUUCUAUCUCCAUGAUUGAUUUAUUUUAAGAGUCUGUAAUCUGCCAAUUACCUCAACGUUUAUGUUUUCUCACUUUAAAUACUUAUUGAUAUUUCAAGCACAACAGAAAUGGAGUAGGUUUAUAUAUGUACAAAGAAUACUUUGUACAUAUUUUGGCAUUUGAUUACAUUUUUUAGAUUGGAUUGUUUUUGAUUGUGAUUGUUAGAGUCGUUGAUAUCUUUUGUUAGAUGAAACAAAAGACAUUUUCUUGAGGAAACAACAUUUUGCACUUAAAAUCAUCAGUACUUUUGAAUUCUAUGCAAAAAUAAUACAGUUUCUCAUGAAUAUUUGGUUUUUAUGUUUUAAACAUAGACAUAUUUGAACUGCUAUGUUUGGUUUACUGCCUGUUCCUGCAUUUCAGAAAUAACUGAGGAACUCACUGUAAACAUAACACACAAGUUUCUUUUCUUUGCUUUUCCUCCCACUUUUUUUUUUAAAUCUUUGCUGUCUGUGAAAUAUGGCACAUUUUAUUGUAUUGCAAGGAUAUGACACAUUUAUGAAUUUAUACAGGGGGAUAUUUAUGGAAGCAGAUGAAAGAGCUGUAAGUCAUGGACUAAAAUUGUGUUAAAAAAGACCACAUUUGUGGCUACUGUAUUAAUAUAUCAUUUUAGCCAAAGGAAAAUGCAAUCACAGGGCCCUAAAUGUUCUUUGUUUCAUGAGUGCCCUCUGAAAAAGAUGACUUUAGUGCUUUAUCGUAGGGUCCUCAGGGGCCAAAAUAGAUGCUGGGUCACUUUGAAGCAAUUUUUUAUCUCUUUUAGGCCUUGCACAGCAGAGGAUAGAUGAUAGUUAUUCGAAUUCUUCUCAUAAAAUGAAGCAUAUACUGACCUUUUUGUUGAUAUCAUAAGAAUAUAGUGUGGUCCAUUAGAGAGCCUAAUACCCCAUGGACUCUCCAGCAAGCAGGGAUUUUUCUUCACUUUUGUUUAUGACCUGGUUCUUUUUCUCCUUCAGUAUUUCUUCACUGCCACUGUUGACAGAGAAGAGAGAUGGGCAGGACCAGAAAGUCUAAUUUGUUGGCAACUUUAUUUGUUUGAUUGAUUGAUUAUAUUGUCUUUUUCUGCCCACGGUAUUUUGAAUUGUGACAGGCAAUUUUCUCUUUCUUUCUUGAUUGAAUGUUUGAUUUUGUUUUACUGCUAUAUGUUUAACCGUACAAAUGCCAUGAAAUAUUCACAUUUCAUCGGAAAGUUGUCAGAGCUCUGCAAUAACAUCAUUUUUUAGAGAGCAUUACAUUGAAAAUUGCUGCAUGUAUGUUUUUUUUUUUGCAAUAAUGAAUUGCAUUUCCAAAGUAAUGGAUGAUGGAUGAUUCACCAAAUUUCACUUGUUCUGUUUUGUCGUGUUUUUCCUCAUUUUACGCUUUCAGUCCUACACUAAACAUACACUCAGGUGAACUAUGAGCAGGUUUCUCUGGUGAUCUUCAAAGAGAAUCAAAAUAUUACACUACAGCUGUGCUGUUUUGUUCAGAUUUUCCUGUGCUGUCACUCAGCCUCAUAAGCAAUGUCUUACUGAAAAGGUAUUUUUGUGCACAAUGGAGAUUGUUGUUUUUGUUUUCAAGAUCAAUAAAUAAAUAAAUAAAGACAAUACUUGA
Molecule: messenger RNA, 5041 nt
Organism: Poecilia reticulata (guppy)
Lineage: Eukaryota; Metazoa; Chordata; Actinopteri; Cyprinodontiformes; Poeciliidae
Source: RefSeq, a predicted model, not a curated record